AUGACUGAUACCCUUGCACCUAACUUCCCGGAAAUUAAAUUAGAAGAUAUUCAUGUUAAUGAGGAUGAAAUUGAUUUUUCAGAUUUAAAAGAACAAUAUGAAAUCAUCUCUGAUAACACAUCUGAAACAAAAAACAAUGUUAAACUGGAUAGAUUUGUUGUUGUUGAUGGCACUCCGAUUGCUCCAGAAAGUAAAGUUCCAAUUUUAACAAAAGUUUUGACUAAAUUAUUUAGUCAGGCUGGUGAAAUUAAAGAUUUUAAUUUACCAAUGGACACAGAAGAAAAGAAAACCAAAGGUUAUUUAUUUAUUGAAUAUGCCAACGAGCUCAGUGUCAGGAAGGCUGUUAAAUUGUUAAAUGGUAAAAAAUUGGAUGCUAAGCACCGUUUAUUUGUCAAUUCUUUCCGUGAUUUAGAAAAAUAUGGUUCAACUGAAAAUUUUAGUGCUGAAUUCAAAGAACCAGUUGUUCCUAAACCAGUUUCCAAAACCCUUUUGGAUUCCUGGUUAUUAGAUGAAUACAGUAGAGAUCAAUUUUCUAUUACCCGUGAUGAUGAUACUUUGAUUGCUUGGUACAGAGGUGCUCAUAAGCCAGAGAAUAUUGUUGAACCAAGAAGAAAUUGGUCGAAUGCACCAAUCAAGUUCUCACCAUUUGGUACCUAUGUUUUAUCCUUACAUGAACAUGGUGUCCAAUCCUGGGGUGGCCCUGAGCUACAAUUGUUACAUAAAUUCUUUCAUCCUCAAGUCAGAGCUGUUCACAUUUCACCAACCGAAAAAUACUUAGUUACCUUUUCACCCAAACCAAUUAUGUUAAGUGAUAAUGCUGAGCUCAAUGGGCCAUUCACUCCUGAAAUGGAGGGGCACAAUAUUGUUGUCUGGGACUUGGCCACAGGUGUUUUAUUAAAAACUUUUGGUAUUCCAGGUAAUCAAGAAUUUCACUGGCCAAUGAUUAAAUGGUCUUAUGAUGAUAAAUAUUGUGGUCGUAUAGGACCAAAUGCCAUUGCUAUAUAUGAGCCAGAAAACAACUUUCAACUUUCUAGAGGCGAGUUAUUAAAGGUUAAUGACGUCCAAGAUUUUGAAUUUGCUCCUACAGGUGUUUUGUUACAUAAGGCUAGAAAAAGCAAUGCUUCCAAAAUUACUCCAGAAGACUAUUCUACUGUGUUGUGUUACUGGACUCCAGAAAAUAAUAAUCAAAGUUGUAAAGCCACCGUUAUGGAGCUUCCUAAAAGACGUAUUUUAAGAACUGUAAAUUUGGUCCAAGUUUCUGAUGUCAGAUUUCACUGGCAAUCUAACUCAGAAUAUCUUUGUGUUCAAGUCGAUCGUCACACCAAAUCCAAAAAAUCUAUUUUCACCAAUUUGGAAAUAUGUAAGAUGGGAGAACGUGAUAUUCCGGUAGAAAAAAUUGAAUUGAAAGAUCAUGUUUUAAGUUUUGCAUGGGAACCAAAGGGAGACAGAUUUAUUACUAUUUCUAUCGAUGAGGCUGGCAGAGAUGAAAAUAUUGCAGUUCCACAAAACGUUGUUACAUUCUUUGCACCAGAGGUUGAUAACGUUACCAAGACCGGUAAAGGUGCUGCUGCUGGUAGCGAUGUUAAAAGCUGGAAAAGCGUUUAUAGUUUGCCUAACAAAUUUAGUAAUAAGAUUUCUUGGUCUCCAAUGGGUAGAUUUGUUUGCAUCACCACAUUGAUUAGACCACCACAGGUUCGUAACCAAAGUGAAUUUUUAUUUUAUGACAUGGACUAUCCAGGUGAACACAUCUUAAAUAAGGAAAAUAAGACCGGUGCUAAUAAGAAUGGUGUCAACUGCAACUUAAGAGAUAUUAGUAAUGGUAAAUACGGUAGUGGGACAAAUAUGCAGUGGGACAAAUCUGGUAGAUAUUUAGCAUGUUGGUCAUCCUAUUUGAGGCAUAGGGUCGAUAACGGGUAUAGAGUUUACACAUGUACUGGUAAGUUAAUUAGACAGGAAGGUAUAGAUGGUUUUGUGUCAUUUUCUUGGAGACCAAGACCAGACCAUUUAUUGAGUAGUUCUGAAAUUAAAAAGAUUAAGAAGAACUUUAAGGAGUACAGUGCUAAAUUUGAGGAAAUGGACAUGAUGGAAGCUAAUGAAGCUCUCAGAACUGCUAUUUUGGAUCGUCGUUCCAAAUUACAAAAUUGGAAUAGUUUCAGAGCAGCAACUCAAAAAUCAGUUGCACCAUAUAAGAUUUUUGAGAACUUUUCUGAAGUUGAAGAUCACACUAAGUCUUUAAUUACCAUUGAAGAAAUUCAAGAAAAGAUUUUGGAAGAAAAGAAAGAAGUAGUUUAA
Saccharomycodes ludwigii is the source of this 2292-nucleotide messenger RNA. It is a transcript of the gene PRT1, whose product is annotated as translation initiation factor eIF3 core subunit b. Gene Ontology annotation, molecular function: RNA binding; translation initiation factor activity; translation initiation factor binding. Gene Ontology annotation, biological process: translational initiation. The record is from RefSeq and is a predicted model, not a curated record. Gene Ontology annotation, cellular component: eukaryotic translation initiation factor 3 complex. NCBI's taxonomy places the organism in Eukaryota, Fungi, Ascomycota, Saccharomycetes, Saccharomycodales, Saccharomycodaceae. The coding region runs from base 1 to 2292 and encodes 763 amino acids. The transcript has a single exon.